Penicillium canariense is the source of this 3147-nucleotide messenger RNA. Its product is annotated as sulfite reductase subunit alpha. The transcript has a single exon. Bases 1 to 3147 code for a protein of 1048 amino acids. Gene Ontology annotation, molecular function: flavin adenine dinucleotide binding; sulfite reductase (NADPH) activity; FMN binding. Lineage: Eukaryota; Fungi; Ascomycota; Eurotiomycetes; Eurotiales; Aspergillaceae. The record is from RefSeq and is a predicted model, not a curated record. Gene Ontology annotation, cellular component: cytosol.
AUGGGUGCUACAAAUCCGGCCCUUGCAGCCCUCUCCGGCCCGACAUAUACCACCGCCCAGACCCUGAUCCAGCAGGUGGCGUAUCUUCUCAGUGACAAGAUCUUCUCCUACUCACCGGAGACUUUCGACCUUGACGCUGCCUUGCGGGAGUGGUCUGCAGCCCAGGAGACUAAGGUUAAUGGCGAAUCUCCUGUUGUUAACGCCCUCGAGACCCGCCAGGGUGCUGGUAACCUGGCCCUGGGCUAUCUGUUCUCUCAAGACUUCGAUCUGAAGAAGCGUCAUGUGCCUCAGGGUAUUGUGGCCUCCUCUGCUACCCUUCCGUAUAUGCGGCCUGCUUUGGAGCAGCUCUCUCUGCUGUACUCUGUUGCCAGCCCGGUGGCUGCGCACAUCGCCGCUGUCGACUAUGCUGGCGAGGAGGGCCUCGUUUCCGACUAUGUCUCGGCUCUUUCUCUGGCUGAGGAUCUCGGUCUGGGUCUGGUCUCCAGUGGCUCGGCUCACGAGUCCCAGCACAUGGCUCUCUUCACCACUUUGCUCGCUUCUGUCCUGCCUUCAAUCCACAUCUAUGACGGUGUUCGCGUCGGCCGCGAGACCACCCGUGUCAUUGAUAUCCUUGACAAGGAAGGUCUGACCCGCGCGUACGAGAACGUUCACAAGACCCUCAAUGACUCUCGUAACCGCCACCUCGAUGCUCAAGGCAAGCUUCUGGAUCUUCUGAAGACCCUCAACGGCGAGCUUGGCACCGACUACGGUGCUUUCGAGUAUCAUGGUCACGCUGAGCCCGUUUCCGUUCUGGUUGUCUUCGGCACCGUCGAGGCUGCUCUCGCCGCCCAGGUUGCCCGCUCCCUGGCCAAGGGUGGUGUCCAUAUCGGUGUGGUCAAUGUCCGUGUCUACCGCCCCUUCGUCGAGGAAGAGUUCCUGCGCGUACUCCCCAAGACCACCAAGACCGUCGGUAUUCUCGGCCAGGUUGCCGAUGAGCAGGCUGUUCAGGAGGAGGGUGUUCACUCUACCUUGUACGAGGAUGUCCUGGCCGCGCUGGUCUUCGCCACCGACCGUGAGCAGGCUCCGUCUUGUGUUGAGAUCAAGUACCCUCGCUCUCAGCGCUGGGAUCUGAUCACUAUCGCUGCUACAUUCCAGCGCAUUUUCAACAAGCCAAUCCUACCCGUCGACAGCGCUACUUAUGAGACUGCUCCUCUGCAGCUGCUUGAUCCCACUACUGUCCAGGAGUACACUUUCUGGGAUGUUGACACCUCCGUGGCCGAUGAGGCUGCCUGCACUCUCAGCCAGGCUCUUGCGGCUGACUCCGCAAGCAACGUCACCACCAGCAAGAUUCACGACAACCUGGUCCAAGGCGGUGCUAUCCGUGUUGAUAUCCGUAAGAGCGCCAAGAUUAUUGACGCUCCUUACGCGGUUGCUGCUGCCGAUGUCGCCUAUGUGGGAAACAUCGCCUUGCUCAACGACAUCGAUGUCCUCGCCUCCGUUAAAGACAACGCGAAGCUCAUUGUUAGCGCCCCUGGUAUUAAGGAUGAGGAUCUCGAGAAGAAGCUGCCGGCCACCUUCCGACAGGCUGUUGCCCAGCGUGGUAUCUCUCUUUUCGUUGUCGACCCCUCAGCCGUUGAAGACUCCUCUCUCGAGACCGUGAUUCUCCAGACGUCUUUCAUCCGUGUUGCUCUGCCCACUCAGGAGGGCAUUGCUACCAAGAAGCUUGCUUCCAUUGCCGGCAACGCCGAGAUUUUGGAGAAGGUCACCCAGGAUCUCGAGAAGGUGCUUCGCCAAAUCGAGGUUCCUGAGUCUUGGAAGGAACCUGAGGGAGUUAGCGAGGCUACCCAGCUUCCUAAGGAUAUCUCCAUCAACAGCUUUGGUGCAUUCCACAAGAACGAGGCUGAGCCCCCGACCCUGCUCAAGGACUGGGAGACCGCUGCCCGUGGUCUGGCCUUCAAGGAGGCAUUCGGGACCAAGAAUGCUCUCCGUCCUGACCUGGCAACCAAGACCUUCACUGUUCACGUCAAGGAGAACCGCCGCCUUACCCCCGCCACCUAUGAUCGUAAUAUUUUCCACAUCGAGUUCGAUCUUGGUGACUCUGGUCUCACCUACGACAUUGGUGAGGCCCUGGGUGUUCAUGCCGAGAACGAUCCUAAGGAUAUCAUGAACUUCAUCGAGUUCUAUGGAUUGAACCCGGAUGAUAUCGUCGAGGUUCCCAGCCGCGAGGACCCGACUGUUCUUGAGAACCGCACUGUUUACCAGGCCUUGGUACAGAACGUCGACAUCUUCGGCCGCCCGCCUAAGCGCUUCUACGAGGCUCUCUCUGAGUUCGCCUCUGAUGAGAAAGAGAAGACCGACCUCCGUACUCUCGGUGGGCCCGACGGUGCUGUUGAGUUCAAGCGUCGCGCCGAGGUUGACACCAUCACCUUUGCCGAUGUUCUGCUGGAGUAUCCCUCUGCUCACCCCGACUUCCACGAGAUUGUCCGCAUCGUUGGUCCUCUGAAGCGCCGCGAGUACUCCAUCGCCUCGUGCCAGAAGGUCAGCCCGAACAUUGUCGCUUUGAUGAUUGUCGCCGUCAACUGGACCGAUCCCAACGGCCGCGACCGCUUCGGUCUGGCUACCCGCUACCUGAGCCGCCUGCAACCCGGCACUCCAGUCAGCGUCAGCGUCAAGUCUAGUGUGAUGAAGCUACCCCCCAAGUCGACCCAGCCGCUCAUCAUGGCUGGUCUAGGUACCGGUCUUGCUCCUUUCCGUGCCUUCGUUCAGCACCGUGCUCUCGAGAAGGCCCAGGGCAAGGAAAUUGGCUCCGUUCUCCUAUACAUGGGAUCUCGUCACCAGCGCGAGGAAUACUGUUACGGCGAGGAGUGGGAGGCCUACCAGGCCGCUGGUGUCAUCACCCUCCUUGGCGCCGCCUUCUCACGUGAUCAACCAGAGAAGAUCUACAUUCAGGAUCGUAUGCGCCAGUCGCUGCCUGAGAUCAUGCAGGCGUACAUUCGUGAGGAAGGUGCUUUCUACCUGUGCGGUCCCACCUGGCCUGUCCCCGACGUUACUGCUGUCCUGGAGGAGGCUAUCGCCACCGAUGCUAAGAACAACGGCAAGAAGGUCGAUACCCGCAAGGAGAUCGAAAAGCUUAAGGAUGAGGAGCGCUAUGUCCUGGAGGUGUACUAG